AUGAGCAGACAACAGGAGGAUCUAUGGAAGAAGCUCUGCUUGGCGAGACCUGGACGAGACCCGGUCUUUUACAAGCCCUUGGCCGAACAACUCGAGAAUCUCAACACCACUGACGAUAUCAAGGAAGAGGAUGUUGCCAGGGAGUCGGAUACAGAUGAAGAAGAUCGACUUGAGUGCGAUGGAGACAUCCUUUUAAAGACGCGAUGGAGUCGUGUCAAGCUGGAAGAGAACAUUCUCAAGACUCCACGCCCAGAGGAGUUUUCUGACGAAUGCAUUGAGCAAGCUUCGCCAAACUCACUAAUGAUGCUGCGUUGGGUGGGCACGCUGCUACUCGGUGUUUCUAUCCUGCUGACGUGGCCGAUUGGCCUGGCAUACCUGCAGGGUUAA
Messenger RNA from Phytophthora nicotianae INRA-310, 387 nucleotides. RefSeq lists its product as hypothetical. NCBI's taxonomy places the organism in Eukaryota, Oomycota, Peronosporomycetes, Peronosporales, Peronosporaceae. The transcript is spliced from 2 exons. The coding region runs from base 1 to 387 and encodes 128 amino acids. The record is from RefSeq and is a predicted model, not a curated record.